CGAAAGAGACUAAUAAUUUGAUUGCUUGACCAAGACAAUGCAAGGAACCAACCUUCCCUUUGGAACAUUCACCAAAGCUUCCGCCGUCCUUCGAUCUCUUCUUAAAAGCUCUCUCUUCCCAUUUCUUACAAUUCAUUCACACCAACCCGACAUACGAAUCCGGUUGGGACAAUAGCUAUGGGACUCUUCGGUGCAAUCGGGGUUGUGAUCUACUUAUCGGCGCUCUUGCAGCUGUCUCCGGGGGCGUCGGCUUAUUUCUUCCCUAAUGCAUCAGCAAUUCCGCCAUCGCUGCUCCCUAACUUCACGUCGGGCAGCCCGUGGGACGUGUUCCACAACUUCACUGGCUGCCAUGCGGGCGAGAAGCGGGACGGCCUCAACAAGCUCAAGAAAUACUUCCACUACUUCGGUUACAUUCCGGAUGGCUCCCCUAACAACUUAACCGACGACUUCGAUGAUUCGCUUGAGGCUGCGAUCAAGACCUACCAGAGGAACUUCAACCUCGACCCGACGGGGCAGCUCGACGAGGCGACCAUGAAGCAGAUUGUCAAGCCGCGGUGCGGGAACCCGGACAUAGUCAACGGGACUACGAGCAUGAGUUCUGGUAAGACGACGUCGAGCUUGUUCCACACGGUGGGGCACUACACGUUCUUCCCGGGGACCCCGCGGUGGCCCGAGGACAGGCGGGACCUGACCUACGCGUUCCUUCCGGGGAACAACCUCCCCGAAACUGCCAAGGCUGCGUUCACGCGUGCGUUCCAGCGGUGGGCCGAGGUCACUCCGCUGACGUUCACGGAGACGAGCUCCUACGGAGCAGCAGACAUAAGGAUCGGGUUCUUCAGCGGGGACCACGGGGACGGAGAGGCUUUUGACGGGGUGCUGGGGACGCUGGCGCACGCGUUCUCGCCGCCCAACGGGAUGUUCCACCUGGACCGGGACGAGAACUGGAUGGUGGAAGGGGACGUGACGCAGGCGUCGGUGAGCACGACGGUGGACCUGGAGUCCGUGGCGGUGCACGAGAUCGGCCACCUCCUGGGGCUGGGCCACUCCUCGGUGGAGGAGUCGAUCAUGUACCCGACCAUAUCGUCCCGGACAAGGAAGGUGGAUCUCGCCGCCGAUGACGUUCAGGGGAUCCAAAUCCUGUACGGGAGCAACCCGAAUUCCAACGGGUCGUCAACAUCGGAGUCCGCCACCCAGGAGAGAGAGUCCAGCGAUGGCGGGCCCCGCCUGCUUGGUUGGGCCGCCGCGGCCCUGUCGGCCGUUGGAUCCGGAUUCGUGUUGUUGUGAUCGCACGGCCGUAAGCUAGGUCAGGAAGGCUGGUCGAUUUUGUUUUUCUUCUUUUUAUUUAUUUUAUUUUUAGAAUAGGAUUGAAGUUGCCUGAGACAUGAGUUAGGUUUGCUUUCCCUAGCUCUUUAUGUUCGGGUCCCCAUAUCGGUAGGGGCGAUCGGACCUGGACAGGUCACAGCGACAAUACACCUUCCACGUACAUGCCUUAUGCAUAUUAUGAAUUUAUUAGAUACUGCUGUACAAAUAUUCUUUCCACAUAUUACAUCCUUAUACCUUCUACAACUUUAUUAUGUAUCAUUCAAUUGAUACGGUUUGUCAAAUUCGGGAUGGACCAUCCAAAUUUGUACA
Molecule: messenger RNA, 1632 nt
Organism: Punica granatum (pomegranate)
Lineage: Eukaryota; Viridiplantae; Streptophyta; Magnoliopsida; Myrtales; Lythraceae
Source: RefSeq, a predicted model, not a curated record